Molecule: messenger RNA, 2040 nt
Organism: Entrophospora sp. SA101
Lineage: Eukaryota; Fungi; Glomeromycota; Glomeromycetes; Entrophosporales; Entrophosporaceae
Source: the annotation of a GenBank genome assembly
AUGGAGCCAGAACAAAAUCGGGACGAAAAAGUCUUAACUAAAUUGACGGAAAAAUUUAUCGCUUAUUUGCCCAGCAUUCUAAAAAAAACUAAUUUAGAUUUUGCCGAGAAAUUUCAUUAUUUGGCAAUGAGCAACUUAGGCAAUUUUAUUGAUUUUUUGGCACAAAUCAGCCAAGAAAUGCCUCGUCACAACAAACAAGCAAUUUUGGCUAGUGUCCAUUUGCCUCAAAGAUUAGAUUAUUUGUUAGAAAUACCUCCGAAAGAAAAUGAGCAAAAAUCCGUGGACAAGGACAUCAACAGUCGGGUAAAUAGCGAAGCGAAAAAAGACGAAAGAGUUUACCGAUUACGGAAAAUAAUUAGUGAAGCCCAAAAAGAACUCCAAAAACUAGAAGGUUCAGAUACUGGCAACUGGGAGCAAAAACAUUUACAAAGGUUAGAAAAAGAGCCCUUUCCUCAGGAAGUAAAAACGGUGGUUCGUGAACAAAUCGGACAAUUGAAAACCAUGCCUCCACAUUUUGGAGAAGCUCACAUUAUUCUUACUCCAGAAAAUCCGGACCUAGAACAAGCCAAAAAAAUAUUAGACCAAGAACAUUUUGGCUUAGAGAAAAUUAAAAAAACGAUUGAUACGCAAUUGGCGGUUAUUCAGCACACCGGUAAGGUCGCGGGGCGGAUUAUUUGUUUUGCUGGUCCGCCGGGAGUAGGAAAAACUUCCUUAGCCAAAUCCAUCGCUAAAGCCAUGGGGAGAAAAUUUGCUCGUAUUUCGGUUGGCGGAAUAAGAGAUGUGGCAGUAAUUUUAGGCUUUCGGCGAACUUAUGUUGGGUCUAUGCCAGGAAGAAUUAUUCAAGCAUUCAAAAAAGUAGGAGUAAAAAACCCGGUGAUUUUACUAGAUGAAGUAGACAAAAUUAAUAAUUUAAGUGGUUAUCAAGGCGAUCCUUCCUCGGCUCUUUUAGAGGUUUUAGACCCGGAGCAAAAUAAGAACUUUGUCGACCAUUAUUUAGAAAUUCCCUUUGACUGUUCCCAAGCCUUUUUCAUUUGCACCGCUAACUAUCUAUGGAAUAUUCCGAAAGCUUUGCGAGACCGAAUGGAAAUAGUUUCAUUAUCCUCUUACACCAGCAUUGAAAAGUUAGCCAUUGCCAAAAAUUAUCUUAUUCCAAAAAAUUUGGCAGAACAUAAACUAGAACCAUCGCAAAUUAUUUUUCUCGAACAGAGCAUCGAAUUCAUUAUCAAUCAUUACGUCAGAGAAAGCGGAGUGCGAGAAUUAAACCGCUUGAUUAAAAAAAUUAUUCAAAUUUUUAUUAAGGAUUUAGUGCAAAAAAAAGUCAAAAAACUACCAGUAAAAAUUACUCCCAAACUAAUUCAAAGUGAACACUAUUUAGGCAAAAUUAUUUACGAUUUUACCCGCAAAGAAGAAAAAUCCCAAACCGGUUUAGUCCACGGUUUAGCUUGGACAGAUGCUGGAGGCGAUAUUCUCUGCAUUCAAGUUAUUUGUUCCCAAGGAGAGGAAGAAAAAGGCAAAUUAACCAAGCCCACUGGUCAUUUAGGGGAAGUAAUGAAAGAAUCAGUGGAGGUAGCUUUUAAGUACGUCAAAAAAUACAUCACAGACAAUUACGAAAAAUUUGAAAAACUGGGGAUUAAUUUGAAAGUUUUGCGAAGUAGCGACAUUGAUAUUCAUGUUCCCGAAGGAGCUACUCCUAAGGAUGGUCCCAGUGCCGGCAUUACGAUAACGACGGCCAUUCUUUCGGCUUUAACUAAGCAAGCAAUUCCCAAUGACGUUGGCAUGACCGGAGAAAUUGACUUGCUCGGUAACGUACUCCCGAUUGGUGGUUUACGGGAAAAGGCGAUUGCUGCCCACCGUUCAGGUUUAAAAACGAUUUUUAUUCCCCAAAAAAAUGAGAAAGACCUAGAAGAAAUUCCUGCCGAAAUAAAAAAGGAUUUGACAAUUAUUUUAGUAAAGGAAUAUGAGCAGAUUUGGGAACAUUUGUUUCCCUCGGUACCUACUUCCGCCGCUGAGGAAAAAGCUUGUGUUUCUCCCGCUGCUUAA